AUGAGGAUCGUCUUUAGCUCGUUGAUUCUUUUCGUUAUUGAAUGUGCAAGAAUUGUUCAAAGUUAUCCGAGUGGUGCACCAUCCAGCACUUGUGGCACAAUGAUGCCCUCUCAUGGGACCAGCUCGAUGUCCUGUCAACCGAAUUAUGUGAUCGAAGCGAGCAAAUAUCAAUACAACAGCAAUGAUACUAUUCGAAUUACUGUUCGAAAUGCCACACGUUCCAAUCGUUUCAAAGGUAUUCUUUUGGUUGCUAAAGAUGAAAGUGGUCAAAAUAUUUUGGGCAGUUGGUCAUUGACUGAUUCAGCAGUGAAAGUUAUUUCUUGCGAUGGUACAUCCUCAUAUGGCAUUACGCAAACAUCAUCAAGAGGUAGAUCUCAAAUUCAAGCGACUUGGUAUUCUCCGUCCACGACAGCUGAAGGAUAUGUUGUUAUCAAGUAAAUCUCUCUUUUUCCUGUCUUUAUGAACAGCAUUCAUUAACAAAAUCGAAGUGAAUUGCGGAGAAUAGUUUUUUUCUCGACAUUUAACAAAGAGAUUGAGUUUUCUUCCCGGCACACUUAAUCAAACUUUGACAGUUCUAGCUUUCAUAAUUGCAUCACGAACGUUAUUUACAAUCUCUUUUCAUACUAUGGUACGUAAGAGCCACGCAUAGAUAAUUGACAGUGUAUGAAUCCUCUCGUUGUUCACAUUGUGGUGCUUUCAUCGACGCUUAUGCUUUCAGUAAUCGCAAAAAGACGGGUCACUUUGUCUGUUUAUCUUUAGAGUCGUUUUAACUACUAUAGAACACAUCCGUUAAAGUGUGCUUGAUAAUGAAGUAGAAAGAAAAAGUAGAUGAGCAUGGACCAAAAUUCAUAGUGAUUGACAAUAGUCACAUAUCUUUAAAGAAGAUCUUCAUUCGAUCAUUUUUACGUCUCGAUUUGGAUUGCCUUCAUUUCUUGUCCAAAAGUAACAGUUUUUCAUUGAAGAAAACUUAUAUCAAUAGUGUUGUGUAUUUCGAUCAUCGAAGUAUCUAUUUAUAAACUUUUUAAGAUCUUCGCCAAACUGUUGGAGUCAAAGAUCUUUUAUGAAACGAGAUUUUCAAAAGGAUGAGUUGCCUUUUUCCUACGUCAGAAUUGAAUUUCUUAUUGCUGAUGUUAAUUGAUACAGUUUUGUUCAAAUCAAGAAAACUUGAGUUGUCAGAGUUUGUUGAUCUUUUUGAAAAUGGAACUCAAUUAGUGUCUUUUAUUGAGCGGCGAAUUUUUUGAGAAAAGAAAAUAUUUCAUAACUUGAUUGAAUUCUUAGAGCAACUAUCGUUCAAUCAUACAGCACAUUCUACGUCAAUCGCUUCAGCAUUAUACACAGAUGAAUGCGAAAUAAGCUGUUAGACGUCGUUAAUGAUGCUUCUUGAAAUGAAACAAAAGCGUCAUGAGAUUUUUACAAUGGACAAGAGCAUUACUGACGCACAACCUGGCAUGAAAUAUUAGUCAUGAAGCUCGUUAGAAUACGUUUAACAUAUAAAGUCCUUGCGUGGUGGACGAUUAUUUUCCAUAUGAAUUGUUUCAGACCAUGGUUGGAUCCAUAACCAGCUUAAUCUUUGGAGCCGGACUAUAUGCGGCUUCGGAUCAGACUUUAAAAGAUCUAACAUGUCGACCUAUCACGGUACAGCUUUUCGGUUAUGAUUCAACUUUAAAUUGACUAUUUUCUUAGAGUAGACAAUUAGCUGUUAUCUUGAUUCUUCACUCGGUCACGUACACAAUGGAUGCCAAAUAUUAGAAAAUACGUAAUAGGGUCAAUAUUUGAGUCCAUAAAAAUGUAGACACGCAACUUUCCUAGGUUGUAUAAUCGCAUUUUCUUCGACAGGAAUCUAGUUCAAAAUUAGUUUCCCUAGUGAAACGUUCUUUCGCAUAUGCAUGAGUUUCUUGAGCUUCUUUAGCAAAAAAGUCAUGUACUAUGGACAAAUCUUGAGGUUUACGCAGAUCAAGCAUGCAAAAAAAGUUCAUCUAAGGUUCAUUCAUAUUUAUAUUAUACAGAUGAAAUACCUUUGCAGAUUAAUCUUAUUAUAUUAGAUAUGCUCAUCUACAUAAUUAUUCUUAAACGAAUAAAUCACUUACAGUAUCGGGGUCUAUCAUAAUAGUAUAGACAAGUUCGAAAUUAAUCGCAUUCUUUCAAUGAUUCAUAUAUUCAGCAGAGAAUAUUGUGUGUAAAGUAUCCGCAAGAUGAGUUCCAAAAUAACCCGUAACUGAUCAUAUAAGAGGCUAUCUGUAUUAUUUGCACACCGUUGUUGACAUAAAAGAUGAUAAGGCAUGCAUUCUUGAUCAUUGCAGUGAAAAUUGAAACCAUGUUGUUCAUACAAAUUAUUGCCACAUGUCAAUACGUUUCGUUCAUCCAAUCCUCAGUAACAGUUGAUAACACCAUCGUCUAUUUGUGUUAGAUUGAUGCAAGAUCGAUUAAUAGCAAAAUUUAGCGGAACAUUAACACUGGCUAAUAUAUAACCAUACUGUUCACAAUAAUUUCAAAAUGUAUCAAAAGCUAUACUUUUAAUUUGAGCCGUGCCACGAUUAAAAGCGUCUCUCAUUUGUCGUCGAAAGACAUCAAUAACCGUUUGAUUAUUAUGCUUCGAUAGCUAAGUAAUCCUGAGAAAACCGACAUUAUCAGAAGCAUCUGGACAAUGCCAUUCUCCAGAAUAUUGAUCGAAAACAUAGUUUGUUGAAACACAAUGAUCAUUCAAGCACUGAUACUCAUUCUUUGAACAUCUCCAGUCAUUGCACAGAGUAUCGAAAUAUUGGUGAAAUAAAAGGACUUUGCUGCUCUCUGUUGUUAAAACUACAUUCAAUUUCAAUUUCGUUAUAUAUUCAUCAUUAACACCGUUGCAUGGAGCAAUACUGUCUACGACUAGUGAGACCAAUAAACGUUUAGAUGAUUCUUCGAAACAAUUUAAACGAUGUUUGUUUGUCAUAUAAUAUUCUUCACCAUCAAUUUCAUCUUCUCCAUAACUGCAGCCGUUAAUACCAUUUCGAAGACAAUGCCUCAAAAUGCAUUGAAGACUGUUGACAAAUAAAUGACUGUUUUGUGUCAUUCCAACAGUUCUGAUCAAAUUGUGGACCAGAUGCUGUUCUUUCUAUAGACUGCUUACAGAAAAGAGAAUCGAAGUGGUAAUCUUUUAUAAAUGUAUCUCAGUCAAAGCUUAUGUGUUGUACUCUAGCAAGUGCUUGGUAACCGAUACAUUUGAUAUUACCAUUGAACAGUACAUAUUUUGGUUCCAUCGAAAGUUGAAAUUCAGAUAGUUGAUAUACUGUUCGAACAUAUGGUUUAAAAACAGAUGUGGAUGAGUACACAAUUGUUUUAUAUUGACAUAAUGAGCGAAAAUAACGUGUUGCAUCAUAGCAAUCAUCAUGUUAACCAUCGCUUAACUUGCUUUUAACAUAGAACAUACAUUUCUCUUCAUCAUCCAUAUUAGUUAAACUUUUUUCUAUCCAAUCUUUCUCGACACAAUGACCAUUCUCAAGUGUCUAUUUUUGUUCGUAUUCCGACAGUACGGAACUCCAUUUAAACUCGCAAAAGAACAUGUUAAAUCUAUAGUUAUACCAAAAAUCUUCUGAUCCUGGAAAGUAAUUCAUGAACUGUCCAUCACUAUACGCUGAAUAGGACCUAUAUGCAGGCCUUCAUCAUAUUUAAAUUGAGAAGAAGCUAGAGGACAUAAACCUAUGCGAAGCCAUUCGGACCAAAAGCGUGUAAGUGUGGCUGUGGGUGCGUAGAUCUUAUUCUUCAACAUACAUUAAGACACUCACCCACACUCACACCCUUUUAGCUGAAAAUGUCAGAGCAUUCUAGUUACAAGUAGGCCUAUUUCUGGGCAAAAUUUUAGGCCGAAAUACUUUCAUUCGAUUUGUUAGUGUGUACAGUGCUUUACGCUAAAAUUCCAGUAAAAUGGCUAUAAUUAUGAAGGGAAGGCCUAUGGGUGUGAGUGUUGGUGUGUUGUUGAAGCACAGAAUAAGAUCCACACCCACACCCACACCCACAUCC
Rotaria sp. Silwood2 is the source of this 3999-nucleotide messenger RNA. Lineage: Eukaryota; Metazoa; Rotifera; Eurotatoria; Philodinida; Philodinidae. The record is from the annotation of a GenBank genome assembly.